Molecule: messenger RNA, 1032 nt
Organism: Homalodisca vitripennis (glassy-winged sharpshooter)
Lineage: Eukaryota; Metazoa; Arthropoda; Insecta; Hemiptera; Cicadellidae
Exons: 2
Coding region: 1-558 (185 amino acids)
Biological process (GO): humoral immune response; defense response to bacterium
Source: RefSeq, a predicted model, not a curated record
AUGACCUGUGAUGUAUUCAGUUUCCAGAGUCAGUGGAUUACACCCAACCAUACUGCUUGUGCACACAAGUGUGCUGCCCUGUACUGUAUAGCUCUGAUUUCAGGUAGUCUGGUGCGCAACCGGCGGCUGACCUGUGAUGUAUUCAGUUUCCAGAGUCAGUGGAUUACACCCAACCAUGCUGCUUGUGCACUCAAGUGUGCUGCCCUUUUCCUCAGUGGAUGUGCACUCAAGUGUGCUGCCCUGUACUGUAUAGCUCUGAUUUCAGGUAGUCUGGUGCGCAACCGGCGGCUGACCUGUGAUGUAUUCAGUUUCCAGAGUCAGUGGAUUACACCCAACCAUGCUGCUUGUGCACUCAAGUGUGCUGCCCUGUACUGUAUAGCUCUGAUUUCAGGUAGUCUGGUGCGCAACCGGCGGCUGACCUGUGAUGUAUUCAGUUUCCAGAGUCAGUGGAUUACACCCAACCAUGCUGCUUGUGCACUCAAGUGUGCUGCCCAGUUCUGGAAGUACAAGGGAGGUCGCUGCGUAAAUGGAAACUGCCAUUGUACUCCUAGAGGCUAGUCUUUCACAAUUCACAAAGUAAAUGUAUGUUGGUGUUACAAUAUAACACCAACAUAAAAUUUUUGUCAAACACGAGCUCUGAGUCUAGUACAGUGAGUGUUAAAUUAUACUUAAAAUAGUAAUUCAUGAUAAGCUUGUUUUCAACCUAAUGCACUUGUUCAAGAUAAGUAUGAAAAUAAAUAAACAUCUGUAACUAAAUGGUUUACUGUGUGAGAAUCAAGAUUUAAAAGUGAAUUUAUAUUUGAUCAUUUAUAUUUGGCCAUUGUAUUUUUAAAUGUUUAUUCAGUAUAUUUCAUUUGUUGUAUGCAUUAUCAUAAUUUUAUUUAGUUUCUUAGAACUAUGAAAUUAUAAGUUAUUUUGAGUAAAAAUUAAUUUUAUUUAAAGAAAGAUUUCAUAAUAAUUUGGUGUAUUAUUCUAAAACUUUAUAAUUUAAACCUGUAAAAGAUGAAUAAUAAAAUGGGCAUUGGACAAGAA